AUGGGUCUCGCCUUAAGUGCUCCUUCUAACGACACUCUUCGUACGCUUGACCUUGAGCCCGUCUACACCAACGGCUCCAUCAGCGUAGAGCACCUUUCCGUAGCCGGCAACCUUGAUGGGUUCAAGAUGCUCACGCCUGCCGCCCGUAAAAGUGCCGACUUUUGGUACUUCGACGUAUUCUCCAACACAACCAACCAGACACUCAACAUCGUUUUCUUCAAUACCGGAGAGUUCGCCAAUUACCCUCAUCCACUUGCCGUCCAAGUCGGCGGUCUCUAUCCCAACGGCACAGACUUCUACUUUGAGGCUAUGGCUGAUUUAGGCGUUUCUCUCACCAACGGCCCGGACGGCAUUGCGGGUGAUUGGAAGGGCGUCGGCUCUUUCAAAGGAUCUCCCUUGGAUGAACCCAAUGUUGAAUAUUCCAUUAGCAUUGACUCUCCCGAGAUGAAGAUUCAUGGUUCUAUAACCUACAAAUUGACGGCCCCCGCACACUAUCCGUGUGAGCUAGAAGGAGCUAUUGGUGCCAAUCAAAACCUACUUCCCGAUUUAUACUGGGCCAACGCCGUUCCAGACGCCAACACAGUUGUGGACUUGCAAGUUGGUGACAUCGCCAUCAAAUUUACCGACGGUGUCGGUUAUCAUGACAAGAAUUGGGGCAACAAGUCUAUCAUUGAUGUACCUCGUUAUUGGGACUGGGGUCAUGGACGCCUCGGUCCCUUCUCAGUCGUCUGGUACAAUCUACUCGACUACAGCGGCAACGAGGCGCGCAGAUCCUACGUCGUAAAGGACGGCGAAGCGCUGCUCGUGAGCUGCUCUUCUGAUUCUCUCGUUGUGCGACAAAAAGGUGGCAAGGCUGCUUGGCCUCCUAUCACUGGCCUGCUUGAGACAGAGGGAAUAGCAAUCAAUUAUACGCUCCCUGAUGGAAAAAUCUUGGCCAUCGAUGUCACGACCGACAUCAUCGUGAGGGAUGAGUCGGGUGCGUAUCAGCGUGCCAAUGGCGUGUUGAAAGGGGGCAUUAUUGGGGAGGAGACAUUUCAAGGCCGCGCUCAUUACGAGGAGUUCAUCUUCGGUAUUGUUAAUGACUACACACCUGCCGACUAUUGA
Messenger RNA from Didymosphaeria variabile, 1104 nucleotides. RefSeq lists its product as uncharacterized. Lineage: Eukaryota; Fungi; Ascomycota; Dothideomycetes; Pleosporales; Didymosphaeriaceae. The record is from RefSeq and is a predicted model, not a curated record. Bases 1 to 1104 code for a protein of 367 amino acids. The transcript has 2 exons.